CUGGAUGUGAUAAUAAAGCCUUUGUUGAUAUCUUGUCAAGGAGAGGUUAAACCAUCCAGUUGUAUGAUUGUAAGUGACCUUCUACCAGUAUCUGAAGCACUAAAGGGACAAAGCAGCUGUGCAUUUCCAGGGUGUCUGACUGUCGUCCUCAGGAUGUCCAUAUAUGGCUCCUGAUGUCACAGCUGGGGAUUCCCGCCCCUCUGUGAUUCAUAGAUGUGUGCUGGGAAGUAGAAGAUCACCAUGCUGUUACACAGUAUUACACACACAGUAAAGCUGAUCAGACAAGCUCCGGGCACAGCUAAUUGGAGUUGGACAAAACGUGAACAUCAGUUAUGCGUAAUGAGGUACAGCUGGGAGCGUCUUACAUUGUAAGACUGCUAAACCGUCACCAGAAGCUGGACAGUGAGCAAGUGGAGAGGUUUACACAGACAUUGAUCACAAUUUUAUGUGACAAAUUUGCAGGCCACUGGUACCCAGACAGUCCCCAGAAAGGCCAGGCAUACAGGUGUAUUCGGAUAGAGCACAGCCUUUCUGUAGAUGACUCUGUGUUACAGGCCUGUGUACGGAGCGGUCUGCGCUGUUCCCAGUUAAGUCUACCUCGGGAUAUGUCUCUCUGGAUUGAUCCCCAGGAGGUCAGCUGCCGGCUGGGGGAAAGUUGCCGUCCUUUUAUUGUGAAGGCUCCAGAAGACGUUAAGGUGGAAAAAGCAGGUUCCGUGGAUAAGCCAGAGCUGGACACAUCUGAUUAUCACUCAGAAGGCUCGGAUAGAGCAGACACACCUUCUGAGUGUUCCAGUGAGGACGAGGAGGCAGAUGGAGGCAAGAAGCUGCUUUCCACUCCUGUAAUAGAUAGCAAAAAAAUGGGUGCUCAAUUUUACUACAAUCCAUCUCCAGUGUCCACUGUUUUCUACCAGUACCCAAAUCAUGCUGUGAGCUUUAUCCCUACAUAUCAACCCCUGACAAUGUAUUAUUUGAUCCCAAAGCCCUCCAAAUUCUAUCAAAGCAAUAAAUAUGGGGGAUAUCACCAAAAAUGGAAAUCUUCCAGGACUGCCACCAAGACUGCAUGCUGAAUUUUAACCUAACCAGAUGCAGUUGUUUAGCAUCUCAGAUACCUCUUGGUUUUUACCAAACUGACCUCAAUGGCUUUUUUUUUACCUAUAUGACAGAAACAAAGAUGCUACGGGUUCUCAAGCAGCUAAUGGAGGUAAUACAAGAAAAAAAACUAAAAAAUAUAUUCCAAAAUAACCAAAGUCAAUAACACUCCCUGAAACAAACUCUGUACUCAGGAGCAAAUAUAAUACUAUAUUGCUCAUUUGUACUAUACACAUAAUCCUUUUAGGAGAACUAUAUAUAUAUAUAUGCUCAGGAGACUGUGACUCGCUUAAUUACAAAUGAUUAUAAGUGAAGAUGAGCUGAAGUUUGGUGCUUUUUAGUAAAUAUGAACGCACAUAGUUUAAUACAAUAUACAUAUAUUUGAAAAGCACAAGAGUUCAUAUAUACUGGGGUUUUUUUGUUUUGUUUUUGCAAAAUGCCUAAUCAUUUUUAUUGUUUCUUAAGAAUUCACAGCCUCACGGUUGUAUUCUGAAAUAUUCCAUAAAUGUAUUUAUUUAUUUCUGUGUAGUGGAGAUGAAUGAAUGCUUUGUCACAUUAGCUAAAAAAAUAGUAAAUCCUUUAUUUGUUUUAAACAGAUGUUGAACAUCUGACAAACAUUCAUCUUUUAUUUGAAAUAGAAAAAAAUCAGCAUUCAAAUGCUGAUUCACUAAGACAUUAGUGUUAACCCAUAAACAUCUUUAAUGUUAUUUUCUGUAUUUUUAAUCUUUGUUGUUUUUCUAAAUUGAAUAUGGAAUUUGAUGUUUGAAUGCUGUAUUAGAUAAAGUAAAAGAUAACAUUUUUUUGCAGACUUACAUUACAUUUGUUCUACAGAAACAUUUGAAUGGUAGAACAUUCGUCAAGGGUAACAUUUGUUCUAGAAUUUGAAGGUUCCCCAAAGCCUAUUAGAUGUUCCCUGAUUUCUCAUCUCACUGAUGCCUUGUGAUAUUAUCACUAUUGCAAGCUCACAAGCAUAUAUUUGCUUAAGAGGAGACUAUACAUUUCUAAUUAGCUGUUGUUGGUAUGAUAGAGAAUAUAUCAAAAUCAGUUUACUAGGCAAGGUGGUGUUCCUAAUGACUUAUCUGUAUUGCCUAAUGUGAAAUUGUACUUUGGGAAUAACAUAUUAGGCUGUGAAAGACUUUGUGUAUUACUCAUUUAGAAAUGCAGCCAUACUUGAUGUGAUAUUUAUGCAUCUUAAAAAAAAACCUGCUUAUCUAUUAAUCAUCAGUGGAACUCACUGUGCAAUGUAUUACUGACUGCUUGGACAGAUUGACUGCAUUUGUUCCAUAACAAAUCAGAAAAUUUUAAAUAUUGGGACCAUCAGAAUUGUGAAUUUAUGGGCUGGGGUGACUGUAAUUUCAAUUAUCCUGAUGCAUUCAGGUCCAGCUGCUGGUCAGUAAAACCUUUUGCAAUCUGUUGAAGCCCUCUUUGGCAGCGUAGCAGUAAAAACACAGUGGGUUGUUGAGACUCAUUAAAGGGACACUGAACCCAAAUUUUUUCUUUCGUUAUUCAGAUAGAGCAGUAAUUUUAAGCAACUUUGGAAUUUAUUCGAAUUCUCUUGCUAUUUUUAUUUGAAAAAGAAGGCAUCUACACUUUUUAUUUGGUUCAGUACUCUGAACAGCACAUUUAUAUUGGUGGAUGAAUUUAUCCACCAAUCAGCAAGGACAACCCAGGUUGUUCACCAAAAAUGGGCCGGCAUCUAAACUUACAUUCUUGCAUUUCAAAUAAAGAUACCAAGAGAAUAAAGAACAUUUGAUAAUAGAAGUAAAUUAGAAAGUUGCUUAAAAUUUCAUGCUCUAUCUGAAUCACGAAAGAAAACAUUUGGGUUCAGUGUCCCUUUAAUUCGUCCUACAAUCUAAAAAGGAUAAGGUGGAUUGAAAACAUAAGGUUAAGGUAUAAAAGUCCAUUACUUUUAGUUUUAAGUAUCCUGCAGAUCUAAAUGAAAUGGUGAAUGUUUGGUCUUCAAGUUCAUCUCACUAUGCAUCUCAAAUGCUUUCCCAAAUGUAUGGAAUUUAGUCUACUAACAUCUCAUGAUCCUAUGUAAGCUUUAUGUCAAUGGUGGUCAUUUGUCUAUGUCUAUUCUUGUUUAUCAUGAUUUUAUGAUACUAAUCAUUCUAUUUAUUAUAUGUGAAAUUACUUAGGAGAGGGGCUUUUGCUUUACUGUUUUCUUCUAUAAAAGUAAACACUGGAAGGCAGUGGUGUAUUUAACUUUAUGACCAAGGCCAGAACUACUGAGCAUCACACUCCCUUCCUCUUUAUUUUUCUUCUAAACAUUUAAGCUCUCUUUCUUUUAAACCAUCCUCUGUACACUCUUUAUGGAUUGUCCACCAAAAUGGAACAUCCAGGUAGAGCACAGAUAUAUACUGCUUAAAGGGACACUAAACUUAAAUAAUAUCAUCAAAGCAUGGAAAGUAAUGCACUUAGUAGUGCUUUUAUUUGUUAGUAGUAACAGCACAAUAUAAAUAUCUAUUUAGACUCCCAAGGCUUCUUAUGAUCCCCACCAUCCAAAAAUUAUAGCCAAACACAAAGCAUACUGCCCUAGUCAGAAAAGAGAGACUGUUUAUGCCCCCUCCUGUCUAAUACCCUUACACUACUAAGUAGAUUGUUUCCUAUGUUUAGAUUUCAUUUUUGAAAUGUAUUGUUCCUUUAAGCCUAUAGCUGAUUCUCUCCUACCCUUGCAAAUUGAAUUUCCUGACUCUGAGCCUUGCUUGCUUAAGUUUAAAUAUAUCAUUGCUGGAAAGAAUUAUCUCUUCAGUUUUACCUAAUUUAACAGACAUAAUUUAUUUUCAUUAUAAUUUAUGCAAAGCAUGAUUUUUUUUUAUAUUAUUUGUAUUAUUUGUCUAUAAUCUUUAAAUGAUAUUUUUAACUUAUUUCUCCAACAUAGGUGUGUCCGGUCCACGGCGUCAUCCUUACU
This is a messenger RNA of Bombina bombina (fire-bellied toad), 4000 nucleotides long. Its product is annotated as protein BTG3. Gene Ontology annotation, cellular component: nucleus; cytoplasm. The transcript is spliced from 5 exons. NCBI's taxonomy places the organism in Eukaryota, Metazoa, Chordata, Amphibia, Anura, Bombinatoridae. Gene Ontology annotation, biological process: negative regulation of mitotic cell cycle; negative regulation of cell population proliferation. Bases 333 to 1067 code for a protein of 244 amino acids. The record is from RefSeq and is a predicted model, not a curated record.